Melanotaenia boesemani (Boeseman's rainbowfish) is the source of this 2156-nucleotide messenger RNA. It is a transcript of the gene lpxn, whose product is annotated as leupaxin. Gene Ontology annotation, cellular component: adherens junction; filamentous actin; Z disc. The coding region runs from base 79 to 1257 and encodes 392 amino acids. The transcript has 9 exons. The record is from RefSeq and is a predicted model, not a curated record. Lineage: Eukaryota; Metazoa; Chordata; Actinopteri; Atheriniformes; Melanotaeniidae. Gene Ontology annotation, molecular function: actin binding; muscle alpha-actinin binding. Gene Ontology annotation, biological process: actin cytoskeleton organization; muscle structure development.
UGACGUUUCGGCUGGUUACCCCAGUGAUUAACCAGCACAGCACAUACACACUCUGUGGUGAGAUCAAGAGCUGUCAUCAUGGAUGAGCUCGAUUUGCUGUUGGAGGAACUGGCCCUGAAUUCAAAAGGUUCAGAAAUUCUCCAAGAAAACAAAAAUGAUGAUGCAGCUGAUCUAGAGGUUCCCAGAGCUGGCAAAAAAGAAAACAGCUCAGUCAGCACAAAUGCUUACAGUGAUCUGCCAGCUCCCGUUGCAGCUUCCCCGACUCUUGACUCACCCACUCAAGAGUUGGACUCUAUCCUGCAAGACCUGCUGGGUCUGGCACAGGGGGAUUCAGUACCUUCAGAAACCCCACCACCACUUGUACAAAAGAAGUCUGUGAAGAAAAAAACAGAAGAUAGACAACAGGAGAGAAAGGAGGACAACAGCGGUCCAGCAGAUUCAGAUACAACAGCCACAACCCCAAAACAGAAAACAGACGCUAUAGAUGACCUGCUAGGGGGGCUGAGCUCUGAUUUGGAGAAAAUUGGUGUGCGCACCACCACCAAGGGCCACUGUGCUGCCUGCAACAAAUGCAUUGUGGGAAAGAUGAUCACAGCACUGGGAGAAGUAUGGCAUCCUGAACACUUUGUGUGUGUGGUGUGUAAGAUGGAGCUGAGCACAAGAGGCUUCUUUGAGAGAGACGGACGACCAUACUGUGACAAAGACUACCAUGACCUUUUUUCUCCACGUUGUGCCUAUUGCAAGGGGGCCAUUAUACAGAACGUCCUCACAGCUCUGGACCAGACCUGGCACCCAGAGCAUUUCUUCUGCACAUACUGUGGAAACCUGUUUGGACCAGAAGGUUUCUUGGAGAAAGAUGGGAAACCAUACUGUUCUAAGGACUUCUACCAUCUCUUUGCUCCCAAGUGCUCCGGCUGUGGAGACUCAGUGAGGGAAAACUACCUGACUGCAGCCAAUGGCACCUGGCAUUCAGAGUGCUUCGUCUGUGCAGACUGCCUGAAGCCCUUCACUGAUGGCUGUUUCAUGGAGCUAGAUGGGCGGCCCCUCUGUGCUCUGCAUUUUCACUCCAGGCAGGGAACUCUGUGUGGUGGCUGUUGUGAGCCCAUCACCGGCCGUUGCAUCUCUGCUCUUGAUCGCAAGUUUCAUCCCGAGCACUUUGUGUGUGCUUUCUGUAUGCGGCAGCUCAGCCAGGGCAUCUUCAAGGAGCAGAAAGGGAAGCCGUACUGCGCAGGCUGCUUUAACAAACUUUUUCUGUGAAAUAUAUACAGCAUGUAACAUAUGUGUAAUGCUUGGACAGACUGUUUUCAUUUAACGUAUUAUUUUUCAUACGAGUAUCAAUGAUGAAAUAAGGCAUUUGCACUGUAAUAAGACAUCCAAUACAAUUAAGAACAUGUAUGAAACACUGGUCUAAAUAAUUAAGAGGUCAUGUAGAAAUCUCAGAAGGAAAAGCUAACACUGUAAAAUAAUUACUUACAUGGUUGUAGAACACAAGGAAAAUAUUUCCCUUGCAGAAAACACAAGAGAAACCUCUGCAUAUGUGAACUUUGGAUGUUUUCAAAAGGCAUGUCCCUGACACUUGGUCUACAUUUUAUGGGAUUUCAUAAAUCAUGAUAACAUAAAAUUUAAAAAUGAAGAAAUAAAAAUAAAGAAGUGCUGGUUUAAUCAAUGGUUUCCAUAAAGCUAUCCUCAGUUUGGCAGUCUGAAGAUACUUUAGUUCAGUCUGUCAAGGGGUUUGUCUAUGUGGCCUGAUAGUUUGUAUUGGCAGUGACUGGCAGUGACUCGGCAUGCCAACUUGAGUUUCCUCUUUCUCUGACUGACCACUUGGCCCCUGGCAGGCACUGCAUUCCUCUUCAUUCUCCACACAGGCUCCUUUAUGGCUGCUUAUGGAAGAUUAAUGAAUGUGGUGAGAUUAACAAAGGUGGUUUAAGAAGGAGAUCCUUCGCAUCCUUGGAUCUCUUUAGAAACUCCCUUUUACUGUUGAGGGAUGAAUGAACCACAAAGCAUUUUAAUGCUUUGGUUGUUGGCAGAUUUAGACUCAUUUUGUUACAGGCUGACAUUUUUAGCUCACCAAUAACUAAUAGUCUGGAUGAUAUGUGAAGAUGAGACAUUUGCAGCUGGAUGUGCUGGUCUUUUAAAAAGGUUAUAUUAAUGUAAUU